ACGCUCAAAGAGGAAGUAGCCACGCAAGCGACCAAUAUUUGUGGAACACCUUGCUCUUAAGACUACACUUACAAUGUUCCGUUUUGUUGGCAUAAUAAGAUAUUAUGUAAACUAGUUAUUUCGUUUGAAUGUUUACAUCAGUUAUUGUCUGGAAUUAGAAGAACCUAGAUUGUAACUGUCGUCCAUCAUGGCAGCCUCUGUGUUACUUCAGAAGCGACAUUUCUAUUAGGACAGUCGACAACUCAGACUCCCAGCAGUAGUAGCAUAGCCCACCACUACGGCUAUACGGCUUCAUCUUAAAUGUACUGAGCAGUUUCAAGCGCCUGAUCACAGCCUGUCGUCCUUUUGAUUUUAUUUUCUGUGCUGUUGGCAAGCCAUUGAUAGGUGAGUCCAAUCUGGGGCGAAGUGUAUGUGUCGGUGACCGAGAACGUCCAUGACAAUGUGAUAUGUUUUCUGACCAGCUGGAAGCUUCGUGCCCAAAGAAAGAAAGAUGCCACGGUUGGAAGAAAUUGCCAACGUUGCCCUUAGGGUGCCAAGCAUAUUGGUGCUUGACUUGCUGUAUAAAUGUGACAUUGAUAGUUUAACGGAGCACCUUAAGGCGAAGAACGAAGACAUGCUUUUUAAAUACAAAUACGUUAUCUGGAACUUGUAUUAUUUUGGUCACGUUGUUAACGUGGUGGUGUUAGUUCUUCCUUUGCGGCACAUUGUGAAUCUGUACCUCCACAUCCUUGCUGCCCUGCUUCUGUAUGUAGGACAUCAGAUCUCCAAGGACUACGUCCGUGGUGAGGUGCUACACGGUUAUGACGGGGCGCUGUACCUGGACUCGCCGGCUUUCAACCGCUUCGUCACCGCGCUCACUAGUCUGAUCAUUCUGAGCACGCUGUGUGCUUUCCUCAUGAAGACCAGAAAGGUCUGGCUGUUUUCCGCUCACAUGCUGCCCCUGCUGGCCAGGGUGUGCGCUGCACCCCACAGCGUGCUGCUCGCCGUCAACUCCUUCUCCAUGGUGCUGACCGGGGUGGGCGUGGCCAUUUUCCUGCUAGCCAACCUGUUCCUGCCGUACCGCCUCGCCAGAGAGGUCUACUCCGAGAUGCUGGAGCUGGAGGUGAUAGAGCUGGACAGGCUUCUGGCUGUGGCUAUCUCCAUGUGGAGCCAGUUUGCCGUCCCGGUGCUGUUCAGUGUCUUCUGGCUGGUCCUCUUCCUGGUCCAGCUGUGCACGUACUCCUCAGCCUCCAGCAGCUCAGCUGGCCACCAGGGAAUCCUGUUCUUCAUUCUCACUAGUGUCUCUGAGUGCUGCUCUACUCCCUACUCUCUCCUGGGCAUGACCUUCGUGGUCUCUUACCUGGCGCUGGGGCUGCUAAACCUCUGCAAGUUCUACCUGGGGGGCUACGCUGCAGUGCAGAACGACAACGUCAUGCACAGGGGGGUGACCGAGGGCGUCACCCUGCUCCUUCUGGCCCUCCAGACGGGUCUGUUGGACAUGCAAACCCUGCAGCGCACCUUCCUCCUCAGCAUCAUCCUCUUCAUCGUGGUGACUUCCACCCUGCAGUCCAUGAUUGAGAUCACAGAUCCCAUCAUCCUGGCUCUGGGAGCCUCUCGCAACAGGAGCCUGUGGAAACACUUCCGAGGCCUGAGCAUGUGUUUGGUGCUGUUGAUAUUCCCAGGAUACAUGGCCUACAAAAUCUCCCAGUUCUUCCACAUGGACUUCUGGCUGCUUAUUUUAGUGUCCAGCUGCAUGCUGACGUCUCUGCAGGUAACAGGGACUGUGCUGAUAUACUCCAUGUUCAUGGUGGAGCUGUUUCGUAGCGACCCCAUAGACAGCCUGGAGGAGAUCAUCUACUGGGUGAACGCGGUGAGCAGGGUGCUGGAGUUCGUGGUGGCCCUCUGCGUGGUGGGCUACGGCACGUGGGAGUCUCUGUUUGGGGAGUGGAGCUGGAUGGGAGCGUCGGUCAUCAUCAUCCACUCCUACUUUAACGUUUGGCUCAGAGCGCAGUCUGGGUGGAAGAGCUUCCUGCUCCGACAGGAAGCUGCCAAAAAGAUCAAGUCCCUCCCCAGAGCCACGGCUCAGCAGUUGGAGCAGUACAAUGACGUCUGCGCCAUCUGCUUCCAGGAAAUGAGCUCUGCUGUGAUCACAUACUGUGGACAUUUCUUCCAUGGCAACUGCCUGCGAAAGUGGCUAUAUGUACAGGAGACCUGCCCCAUGUGCCACCAGUCAGUCAGACCCAGCCCUGGGGCAGGAGAGGCCCAGGCUGCGGCCUACCAGGGGGACAUGGGGCCAGGUGAAGCCCAGGCUGGGGCCUUCCAGGGGGACAUGGGGGCAGGUGAGGCCCAGGCUGGGGCCUUCCAGGGGGACCUGGGGGAUGGUGUAGCUGCCAAAGGGACUGAUCAGACCCCGCCCACCAACGCCAACCAGGAGCUCCCAGGAAACCUGGCGUCACCUGGCCCUGCAGGGGGAGGGGCCAUAAGUGGAAGGGGAGGGGCCAGAGGUGGGGAGGACACAGAUGGAGGAGGAGAGGAGGGACCAGAAGACCCUCACAGGACGCCUGAAGGCUUUCUCUUCAGCGCCACUGGAGAUUGUGUUGGCUUGGUCAGCGUGGGAUCGAGCUGCUCUCCAGGGAGUAGGUCCAGGUUGGGAACCCUGGAAAAGGAACCCUGGGGUCAGUCUCAUCCUGUCAAUGCAGACAGCAUAGAAGGAGAUGAUGGCAAUAAACAGCAGAAAGAGGGGGAUUUCUGUGGAAGGGUAAACCGCAGCAGUAUUCCAGAUACCAUGGAAGAAGAUGAAGGGAACGAGUCAGACUCUGGGGUCGAUAGUCUCUCGGUUUCCUCUCAGAACACAGCACUGAGAACCAGCAGGAAAUGUGAGGACUGCAGAGAACAGAAUGGACAAGUGUGGCCAACUCAAAUUUCAAACACUGAUGACAUACAGACUGACAUAACGAGUAACGCAGUCCUCACACCAUAAGAGUCUGGAGGGAUGGAUGGAUGGAGGGGUUAAUAUCAUAGUCCCUAAGGAAGUCUCCUGUAGAUAAUCAGCAGGGGAUGAAACCUACUGAACCAAGUCAGGCGCACAUGGGACAGUCGGGUAGUGUAAGGUCGAAGCUGCAACGUACGAUGAAUAAAUCCCUCACACAGAUUCAGCCCAUGACCUCAGAGAGGCCAAUAUGAAAUCACUGUAGCAGGACAGCACAGAAGUGCCUUGAACUGGAAAAGGGAAGUGUUGGAGAAUAAAAAUAGACUCCUUCAUUCUGGGAUAAGACCCGGAUGGUAUAGUGAAUGUGUUGUGUUUAGUUAUGGUGUUUCUUAUCAAGAAGGAUAAUAUUCAGCCCAAAAUAAAAGGACAUCCAUUAAAAGCUCCAAUUACAGAUUAAUUUCCAAACUGACAUUUCUGUAAAAGUGAUUCAUGGUUGAUAAACUAUUUAAAUAAGUUAUAUACAGUAUAUAUGUCAGGUUAUAAAAACCAGUAACAAUGCUGAUCAUUUAUGUAUAAUGUAAGGCUUAGAAUGGAAGUCUUCAGUCUAAUGGAUUACUGUUUUAGUUGUGGAUACAUUUAGUUAUUAACUUGUUUGUUGUUUUCCGUCAAAUAAACAAAUCAAUUUUAAUUUCUGAAUAUAGAUUAACCAUGUUAUGUUGUCAUCGGUUUUUGGCAGUAUUUUCCACUGUAGAAAGAAUGACAGUUAAAUUCCAUCCUGGUACUGAGAAUAUUGUCUUUUCUACAUUAUAUUAAUUAAAUAAUGACUUUC
Osmerus eperlanus (European smelt) is the source of this 3737-nucleotide messenger RNA. Its product is annotated as RING finger protein 145. The coding region runs from base 491 to 2959 and encodes 822 amino acids. The transcript has 11 exons. Lineage: Eukaryota; Metazoa; Chordata; Actinopteri; Osmeriformes; Osmeridae. Gene Ontology annotation, cellular component: endomembrane system; endoplasmic reticulum. The record is from RefSeq and is a predicted model, not a curated record. Gene Ontology annotation, molecular function: zinc ion binding.